This is a messenger RNA of Vitis riparia (riverbank grape), 975 nucleotides long. Its product is annotated as cytochrome b6-f complex iron-sulfur subunit, chloroplastic-like. NCBI's taxonomy places the organism in Eukaryota, Viridiplantae, Streptophyta, Magnoliopsida, Vitales, Vitaceae. Gene Ontology annotation, molecular function: 2 iron, 2 sulfur cluster binding. Gene Ontology annotation, cellular component: plasma membrane. The record is from RefSeq and is a predicted model, not a curated record. Bases 88 to 774 code for a protein of 228 amino acids. The transcript has 5 exons.
CUAUCUGCUCUGUCCACAUUCUCUCUCAGCCUCACCUUCACAAAACCUCACUUGAUUACCACCUGUUGUUGCCCAAAAAUCUCAGCCAUGGCUGCCUCCACUCUCUCCUCUGCAACCCCUUCUCAGCUGUGCUCUAUCAGGAAUGGGGUGUUGUCACCAUCCCAUGCUCUGCUGCCCAAGCUCACAAGGACGAGUCCAUUUGUGGGGAAGGGAAAGGGCUUGAAGAUCAAGUGUCAGGCCACCAGCAUUCCGGCCGAUCGAGUUCCUGACAUGGGCAAGAGGAAGCUCAUGAACUUGCUUUUGUUGGGUGCUAUUUCCCUCCCCUCAGCUGGCAUGUUGAUUCCUUAUGCCACCUUCUUUGCACCUCCUGGAACAGGAUCUGCUGGAGGUGGUAUUGUGGCCAAGGAUGCACUUGGAAAUGAUGUUAUUGCAGAUGAAUGGCUUAAGACUCAUGGCCCUGGUGACAGAACCCUAACACAAGGGUUGAAGGGAGACCCCACCUACCUUGUUGUGGAGAAUGACAAAACCCUUGCCACAUAUGGUAUUAACGCGGUCUGCACCCAUCUUGGGUGUGUUGUGCCGUGGAAUACAGCUGAGAACAAGUUCAUCUGCCCAUGCCAUGGAUCUCAGUACAACAACCAAGGCAGGGUUGUCAGAGGACCUGCUCCUCUGUCGUUGGCGCUGGCGCAUGCAGAUAUUGAUGAUGGGAAGGUAGUGUUUGUUCCUUGGGUUGAGACAGAUUUCAGAACAGGUGAAGAUCCAUGGUGGUCCUAAACUGCAACUCAAAAUUAUUCAUUGUCGCCUCAAGGUAAUCGGUCAAAACAUAAUCAUUUAUAAAACCAGAAAUCUUGUAAGUUGUAAUGAAGAUCCAAACUGAAAUUGGCAUUAUUACUCUUUUAAGUAUUAACAAUUCUAUAUAGAAUCAUUAUAUUUGUUUGGCAUUGAGAAUGAGAAAUUUUGAUAUAAGUUCUUCUA